This is a messenger RNA of Osmerus eperlanus (European smelt), 564 nucleotides long. RefSeq names its product zinc finger protein 486-like. The record is from RefSeq and is a predicted model, not a curated record. The transcript is spliced from 3 exons. Lineage: Eukaryota; Metazoa; Chordata; Actinopteri; Osmeriformes; Osmeridae. Bases 1 to 564 code for a protein of 187 amino acids.
AUGAAGGACCCUCAUCUGAGUGUGUGCGUGUGGAACUUCAUCCUCUGGUCAGGUGCAGAGCUUAGUCGACUGCUGAACAACAUCCGGUCUCACACACGGCACCGAAAACCUUACCGCUGCACGGCGUGCAGCAGGACGUUCACCCAGUUGUCCUCCCUGACGACGCAUGAGUUGAUCCACACGGGUGACAAGCGACAUAGCUGUGACAUCUGUGGGAAAAGGUUUAUCAUCAAAGGCUAUCUUCAGCAACACAUGAGAAGCCACACGCCGAUGCAUCCGAGAAAUCCGCAUGCGAGGCCAGCAUCACAGCGUAGGCCGGGCCCUGCGGUUAAGCCCAAAUCACACGCGUGCGGUCAGUGUGGUAAAGCCUUUUACCUGAGGGCCUCUCUCAGUCAGCACAUGGGCUUUAACUUGAACACUCACGUGCGUGUUCACACAGGCGAGAAACCUUAUGUUUGUCACGCCUGCGGGAAGGGAUUCUCCCAGGGAUCGCAUUUGAAUAUCACGUGCACACGGGGAUCAAGACGUUUGUGUGGGAGAAAUGUCAGAUGGCUGAGUGGUUAG